Molecule: messenger RNA, 936 nt
Organism: Sorex araneus (European shrew)
Lineage: Eukaryota; Metazoa; Chordata; Mammalia; Eulipotyphla; Soricidae
Product: olfactory receptor 4C15-like
Exons: 1
Coding region: 1-936 (311 amino acids)
Biological process (GO): G protein-coupled receptor signaling pathway
Cellular component (GO): membrane
Molecular function (GO): olfactory receptor activity; G protein-coupled receptor activity
Source: RefSeq, a predicted model, not a curated record
AUGCAAAACCAAAGUUUUGUAACUGAGUUUGUUUUCCUUGGUCUUUCAAAGAAUCCACAGGUUCAGAAAAUUAUAUUUGUUGUAUUUCUGUGUGUCUACAUCACAACUGUCAGCGGCAACCUGCUGAUAGUGGCGACCAUCCGCAGCAGUCCUGCACUCCUGGGCUGCCCCAUGUACUUCUUCCUGUCUUUCCUUUCCUUCAUUGAUGCUUGCCAUACCUCGGCUAUUGCCCCCAAAAUGAUUAUAGACUGUCUCUAUGAGAAGAAAACCAUCUCCUUUGGAGGUUGUAUGACACAGGUCUUUGCUGUGCACUUUUUUUCGGGGACAGAGGUGAUUGUGCUCACAGCCAUGGCCUAUGACAGGUAUGUGGCUAUCUGUAAACCCUUGCACUAUUCCUCCAUCAUGAACUCAAGGAUCUGUGGCAUUCUGAUUGGGGUAGCCUGGACCGGUGGCUUUCUGCAUUCCAUUACACAAAUUGUCUUUACUUUUCAACUACCCUUCUGUGGCUCCAAUGUCAUGGAUAACUUUAUGUGUGAUGUGUACCCAUUACUGAAGCUUGCCUGCACCGAUACUUAUGUCUUUGGCCUUUUGGUGGUGACCAACAGUGGUUUCUUUUGUAUCCUCAUCUUCUCCAUGUUGCUUGUGUCCUAUGGGGUCAUCCUGUUCUCCCUGAGAAAGCACAGCACAGAAGGACAGAGGAAAGCCCUCUCCACCUGUGGGUCUCAUGUUGCUGUUGUGGUUUUGUUCUUUGUUCCAUGUAUAAUUGAGUAUGCACGUCCUCCAUCUGAUUUAUCUUUUGACAAAAUAUUGGAGGUAUUUUACACUGUCCUAACUCCUUUACUCAAUCCCUUGAUUUACACUUUCAGAAAUAAGGAAGUGAAAAGUGCCAUGAGGAAACUUUGGAAUAGAUUAAUGAUUGUUUCUGUUGAUAAAUAG